Argentina anserina (silverweed cinquefoil) is the source of this 1108-nucleotide messenger RNA. RefSeq names its product hydroxyproline O-galactosyltransferase GALT3. Gene Ontology annotation, cellular component: Golgi membrane. NCBI's taxonomy places the organism in Eukaryota, Viridiplantae, Streptophyta, Magnoliopsida, Rosales, Rosaceae. The transcript has a single exon. Gene Ontology annotation, molecular function: hexosyltransferase activity. The coding region runs from base 100 to 1068 and encodes 322 amino acids. The record is from RefSeq and is a predicted model, not a curated record.
UGUAUUUUAUUAGUAUCACUCUUGCAUUGGAAAACUUCAUACAUUGCAACCCUCAGCUUCAACAACACCGCUCUCCCAGGCUGCAAGAAUCAAAUCACAAUGAAGGCUUCAAGGCCGGACCGGCAACGGUUCAUCAUUUCUUCCUUCUUCUUCAUUUGUUUCCUCUGUGCCUUGGCUUCUCUCAACGAAGUACGGUUUGAUGGUCUUCUCAAGUUUGGUCGCUGCGCUCUUGCGAAAAUCAACUACUCUCCUUCCGAGAUAUAUAAUUCAUCAUCGACCACCAUGGUCGCCACCCAGAAUACUUCCUCCGACGAUAAAAUUCGUAUACUCUUCGGCAUUCUAACCCUUCCAGAUCAAUACCAACGCCGACACUUCCUGCGUUUAAUCUAUGGCACUCAGAAUCCGGUUGGGGCAAAAGUGGACGUGAAGUUUGUGUUCUGCAACCUCACAAAGGAAGACCAGAAGGUACUCGUUGCAUUAGAAAUAAUGAGAUACGAUGACAUUAUUAUACUGAAUUGCCAGGAGAAUAUGAACAAGGGUAAGACUUACACCUACUUUUCAAGCUUGCCGGAGAUUUUCAACGAUACAGAUGGGGUAUAUCCACCUUACCAUUAUGUAAUGAAAGCCGAUGAUGACGCCUACUUCCGGCUUCAAAGCUUAGUUGACUCUUUAAAGCCUUUGCCUAGAGAAGACUUGUACUAUGGUUAUGUCAUUCCAUGCCCAAGCAUGGACCCUUUUGUGCAUUACAUGUCUGGAAUGGGGUACUUGAUUUCUUGGGAUAUAGUUGAGUGGAUUAGAGACUCAGAUAUCCCCAAGAACCAGUUGGAAGGCCCCGAGGAUAAAGUUUUUGGUGACUGGAUUAGAAAUGGGCAUCGUGCUAAGAAUAGAUUCAACGCAAAGUGGAGUAUGUACAAUUUUCCGGAGCCACCAACAAGAUGUACUCAUGAGCUUUGGCCAGAUACGACUGCAGUUCAUUUGUUGAAGAAUCAGGAAAAAUGGAUUCGGACAUUGAAGUAUUUCAAUGUAACUGAUAAUCUCAAGCCAUCCAAAUUGUAUCAUAUACCUUAGCUAGGUACUAUACUGCCCAUUUUUUCCCCAAUUCUUUUAG